UGCAGAUUCUAAUAAUAGUGAAGCUAAAUGCCAAAGCUUUUGCUUUUUCAUUGCAAUGACAAAAUCGAAAUCAAAUUUUACACUGAGCAGUGGCCAACUGACCGACUGGCGGUCUCAGUUCUAUGCCUCGCCCAUGAAUCGUCUGGCGCAAAAUAUAUGCGCCGGCUUCGAUCCCAUUGACGCCUGCAGGCGACCGGAGCAGACACUGAGCUUAACGACAGCUGUGGGGCGGCACUUUGAGGUAAGCAAUAUGGUAAAGCCGACAGUGGAUGGACCCAAAUGGAUAUGCGCUGGCUUGGAUUUGCUGCGGCAGGCAAUGGAGCCGGAGUGCGAGCUGUCCGCUGCGUAUUUGUUCUACUGGCACAAGCUGGAGCGCAGCCAUUAUGUGCUGCAAACGGUGGCCAAUCUGCUGGAGCGCUGCGAGCCACUGGACGGACGCACAUUUCAGUAUGUGAUGAAGCAUCUGGUGCCCGAUGGCGGCAACUGGCAAAUGUUUGUCAAUCUGGUGAGCAAGUAUGGCGUGAUGCCCAAGAGCUGCUAUCUGGCCAGCUGGUCCGCCAAACGCACGCUGCAGCUGAAUCGGCUGCUCAAGAGCAAGUUGCACGAGUUCAGCAGCCAACUGCAUGCGCAGUUUACCUUCGAUGGCGACGCCAGUCAGCUGCCUGCGUUGAUGGAGCGCAUGCUGGAGCAGCUGUAUGGCAUAAUCAACAUAUGCCUGGGUACGCCAGCGACAGAAUUUAGCUGGAAGCAGCAGGAGCAAAGCCUGCAGCUAACGCCGCUUGCCUUUUAUCGUCGCUAUAUACAACCAAAGUAUGCGCUGCAGUCGCAGCUUUGCCUCGCACACGAUCCACGCACCAGCAGCUGCUAUGGACGCAACUAUAGCGUAGGCUAUAGCUCCAACAUGUGGCAGGGACUGCAGCAGUGCUACAACAAUCAGCCCAUGCCGAUGUUGCUGCAGAUUAUGAGCGACGCACUGAGCGGCGGCUCGCCCGUUUGGCUGGCCUGCGAUUUACAGCCGCGCUUCAAGGCCAAGUGCCAGCUGCUCAGUCUGAGCUUGCACAGCUUUGAGCAGCUGCUAGGCCUGCCAGUGUUCACGCCACUGGACAAGGCAACGCGGCUGCAAUACAAGGACACGGGACGCAAUUCAGUGCUGCUGCUAACAGCGGCAACGCUCGAUGCAGCGCAGCAGCCUUUGUACUUCAGCAGUCAGCGCCAGAGCGCCAGCGAGCCAAGCGGCAACAAAACCACAAGCACAAUCAAUCUAAAUGAGACAAGUGUGACGACGACGACGACGACGGCAAAGCGCAAGGUGUCCGGCGGCUCGGGCAAGUCGCUCACACUGCAUGCUGAUUGGCUUAGGGAAUAUGCCUUUGAGAUUGUUGUGGAUGCGCGCUUUGUGCCGCCGAGCGUGUUGCACGCUUCACGCACACAGCCGCACAUCGAACUGCCCAUUUGGGAUCCCAUGGGUGCGCUGCUGAGUUGACUCCACUCACUGACUGACUGACUGAUGAGUCCCCCAGGCUAUUGUGCUGUAUUUAUAGAUUGAAAAUUCGCUGCGCUGCUGUAUUGAAAUCAUUGACAGAGUUUCGAGUAUAAAUCUUAAGUUUUGUAUUCAAAAUUAAACACAAGUAUUUACAUUUUUAUGUAGAGUA
Molecule: messenger RNA, 1652 nt
Organism: Drosophila busckii
Lineage: Eukaryota; Metazoa; Arthropoda; Insecta; Diptera; Drosophilidae
Product: bleomycin hydrolase
Exons: 2
Coding region: 56-1483 (475 amino acids)
Biological process (GO): proteolysis; L-homocysteine catabolic process; response to toxic substance
Cellular component (GO): cytoplasm
Molecular function (GO): cysteine-type aminopeptidase activity
Source: RefSeq, a predicted model, not a curated record